GAGCCCGCGGGGAAGCGCCGCUGAACCCGCUCCUGCCCCGGCUUGGCACGGCGCACGUUGGCCGCUCUCUAGUGCUUCCCUCGCUCCAUUCCGCGCGUGCCGCUGCACCCAGGGGAGAGCCUCUGCCUUCCGUGGCGUCCCAUGGCCCGACUAACGCGGCUGUGCUUGCAGGUGUGGUUUCAGAACAGACGGGCCAAGUGGAGGCGGCAGGAGAAGCUGGAGGUGACCUCCAUGAAGCUGCAGGACUCACCCAUCCUCUCCUUCAACCGCUCACCGCAGGCAGCGCCCAUGGGCCCCCUCAGCAGCAACCUGCCCCUGGAGACCUGGCUCAGCCCGCCGGUGCCCAGCAGCACAGCCCUGCAGAGCCUGCCCGGCUUCGUGGCCUCGCCGCAGAGCCUGCCCGGCAGCUACACGCCACCGCCCUUCCUGAACUCUCCAGCCGUGACCCACACGCUGCAGCCGCUGGGGGCCAUGGGGCCGCCGCCGCCUUACCAGUGCGGGGCCACCUUUGUGGACAAGUUCCCCUUGGACGAGGCAGACCCGCGCAACACCAGCAUUGCCGCCCUGCGGCUGAAGGCCAAGGAGCACAUCCAGUCCAUCGGCAAACCCUGGCAGACGAUCUGAACUCCCUCUUCAGCACCUGGGAGAAACCCCCCCGCGGGGAAGACUGAUCCUGGGAUGCCCAAGGGACGCCCUCGCCCUGCGCUGGCUCCCCAAAGGGCCAGGUACGGGAAGGCUGUCCCUUGCGCCAGCCUUUCCCCCACGCCUUGGCUUGCUUUGUAUCCUGUGGUCCUUUUAAUUCCCUUUUCUACAUGCCCUGCAGAGUUAGGGUUCUGAUCAUAGCUUAGGAAAAAAAAAAAAAUCUCUUUUGCUCUCCCUCCUUGGCUGGACGCUUUAGUUGCAAUAAAAGCUGCAGUAGGGCGAA
Molecule: messenger RNA, 925 nt
Organism: Athene cunicularia (burrowing owl)
Lineage: Eukaryota; Metazoa; Chordata; Aves; Strigiformes; Strigidae
Product: retinal homeobox protein Rx2-like
Exons: 1
Coding region: 142-624 (160 amino acids)
Biological process (GO): positive regulation of transcription by RNA polymerase II
Molecular function (GO): DNA-binding transcription factor activity, RNA polymerase II-specific; RNA polymerase II cis-regulatory region sequence-specific DNA binding
Source: RefSeq, a predicted model, not a curated record